Fusarium oxysporum Fo47 is the source of this 1319-nucleotide messenger RNA. RefSeq lists its product as uncharacterized. The transcript is spliced from 5 exons. Gene Ontology annotation, cellular component: U4 snRNP; commitment complex; U1 snRNP. The record is from RefSeq and is a predicted model, not a curated record. Gene Ontology annotation, biological process: RNA processing; spliceosomal snRNP assembly. Gene Ontology annotation, molecular function: RNA binding. NCBI's taxonomy places the organism in Eukaryota, Fungi, Ascomycota, Sordariomycetes, Hypocreales, Nectriaceae. The coding region runs from base 1 to 1113 and encodes 370 amino acids.
AUGGUGAACAAAAGACACACUGCGCAUGAGUCCCAACCUUCAACUCCUGCAUCGAAAGCCAUUGAGCCAUUGCCCGGGCGAUCUCGGUGGUCGGAAUGGGCUCUCCACAACUCGGGACUGUACUACUAUCGAGCUCGAUAUAUCUCAUUCGAGGACAUCUCAUCAAUACCGCCAACUGGGAGAAAUUCGAUUGUGCCGAAUGUUCAAGGCGGAUACAUUCAUUACCAAUCCAUGAGUGUCAAUGAGGCGACCAGUCAAGGGUCCAGUCAAGCUCCAGAGCUAUCAACUUGCUCUACCGUGACAACACCAACAACCAGUGAUCCUCCAGUCUCUACACAAGAAGUGUACGGUCAGCAGAAUGAUCAACUUGUCGUUUCAACAAAGACGACCGAGGAUAGCAUGUUGAUGAGCGGAGCGCUGCAAGCAGAAGCAGACACUACAGAAACUGUCGUAGUGAUAUCGAAUUCCAAUGCACCAAAGCGGAAAUCAACUACAUCAAAGAAACAGAAGGAGAAGAAGAAGCAUGGAAAGAAGUUGGAUGUGGAUAAGAGGAAGCAAGGAAAUAGUAGCACUGUGCUUUUCCUGCCCAGAUCACGUACUUUACACAGUGUCAAACGAAACUCUUGCGGGCUCGGAUCAACUCUUCUCCACUUCUCCAACAUCCCUCACCACCAAGCCUCGCCAUUUUUCACGAUAUACCAAGCUCCAGCUCAGCCUCGGCCUUGUGUACACGCGACAACACGAAAAUCACACCCAACCACAAACAUGACUUCCACAAUCGGUAUUCCUAUUAAGCUCCUGAAUGAGGCGCAGGGCCAUAUUGUGACGCUCGAAAUCACUUCCGGUCAGACUUACCGUGGCAAGCUUCUUGACGCUGAGGACAACAUGAACGUUCAACUAAAGGACAUCACCGUCACCGCUCGCGACGGCCGCGUUUCCCAUCUCGACCAAGUUUACAUCCGUGGCUCACACGUACGCUUCUUCAUCGUUCCCGACAUGCUUCGCAAUGCCCCUAUGUUCCGCAGCCGUAACGUACGUGGUCGUGGUGUCGGUCUUGCCAGAGGUCGCGCGACGGUCAGCCGAGCGCGCGCAGGCGGACGAGGAGGACGAUAAACAAGACAUAAUAGAAAUAUGCGAGUUUUUGGCGUUCGGGCUUGGAAUUUUACAAUGGGCAUGCCUCGAUUUUGGGAAAAUGAGUGGAACAGGCUUAGGUUGAUACCAGUCUAGAAGGGGGAUAUGCCUUGUGAGGCUUGCAAGACCUCACAGUAGAGGGUGGUAUUUUGAGAUUGACUAGAUUACAAAAAUGAAGGCGUGUCUUA